CUGAUUCUUCAGUACUUGAGCAAGAUGGAAGCAUUGCAUGAUCAGUAUUCUAGUGGGAAUAAGCAGUUCCUGUAUGCUGACCAAUCCGUUAGCCAUAGAGGUUCAAAGAAGAAGCCGGUUAAUGAUUUGGAUGAGAUAAUUGACCAAACGCGACAAUUAUCAAUUAGUCAAGACGAAUCAAGUCCAAGUUGCAACUUUCAAAAGGCCUUGGUUUAUUAUAUCAAUCCAUUGGUGUUGACUGCGGUUUCGGCCUGGAUUCGAUUAUACCAGUUGAGCCGUUCUAACAAGGUUGUUUGGGACGAGGCCCAUUUUGGGAAGUUUGGUUCUCAUUACUUAAAACACGAAUUUUACUUUGAUGUCCAUCCUCCAUUGGGUAAAUUAUUAGUUGGGUUAUCGGGGUAUCUUGCUGACUAUGACGGUUCUUUUGAUUUUGAGAGUGGUGAAGAGUUCCCGUCGAAUGUUAAUUUUGUUUUAAUGAGAUUUUUCAAUUGUAUCUUUGGUAUAUUAUGUACUCCAUUGGCUUAUAAAACUGCUUUAGCGCUUGGUUACUCUCAAUGGACCAUUUGGCUUAUUUCUCUAAUGGUUGUUUUUGAAAUGAUAUCUUUGGUAUUAUCUAAAUUCAUUCUUUUGGAUUCAAUGCUUUUAUUUUUCACCGUUUUAUGUUAUUAUUGUUUAAUCAAAAUUCAUAAUUUGAAAUGUGAGAAUAAGUUAUUGAGUUUAUCGGGGUUUAAAUGGUUAUUCGCAACUGGGGUUUCCAUCGGCUGUGUUUGUUCUGUUAAGUGGGUAGGUCUUUUCAUCACUGCUUUAAUUGGGUUUUAUACAAUUUAUGACUUGAUGAUCGGGUUUUAUCAAACUACUUGUAAGAAAAUCAAUUGGUCUUCCUAUUUGAUACAUUGGAUAACAAGAAUUUUCACUCUUAUAAUAACUCCCUUCAUCAUUUAUUUGAUUUGUUUCAAAAUUCAUUUUGCUGUCUUGAAUCAUUCAGGCCCCGGUGAUGGAUCCCUUUCUACUUUAUUACAAGCUUCGCUUCAUGAUAAUAAAAUCGAAUACGGUCCAAGAUCAGUCGGGUUUGGUUCGUUGGUUUCUAUAAGAUCUCAGGGUUUAUCUCCAAACUUAUUACAUUCUCAUCCUCAUAAUUAUCCAGAUGGCUCCCAUCAACAACAAAUUACUACCUAUGGUUUCAAAGAUGAAAAUAAUGAAUUUGUUAUUGAGUUUGAUUGGAAUAACGCUAUUAAUGGUCAUUUUGCCAGUUUAAUUGAUGAGGAUUCAAAUUCAAUCGACGAUUUAACUACUUUGGUGAAAGAUGGCGAUACCAUUAGAUUAAUACAUAAAGAAAGCGGUUGUCUUUUACAUAGUCAUGAUAUCCCGGCUCCAAUCUCUAAAAAUCAUUAUGAAGUUAGUUGUUAUGCUGAUUUAGAUAAUAGUGACUUGAAAGAUGAGUGGGUUGUGGAAAUUCAAAAUCAUGAAGUUUCUCCUUCUCCACAAUUUCAAAAUGAACCAGUCGAUGAAAUCCACCCAAUCUCAACUAAUUUUAGAUUGAAGCAUAAAUCCCUUGGUUGUUAUUUAGCAACUACCGGUUACUCUUAUCCUGCUUGGGGGUUCCAACAAGGUGAAGUUAUUUGUAAAUACUCUUUACUCUCAAAAGAUAAAAAUACUUGGUGGAAUAUUGAAGAUCACACUAAUGAAUUCUUACCCCAAAUAAAUGAAACUUAUGUCCCUCCAAAACCUAGAUUUUGGAAAGAAUUUAUUUUACUUAACUACGGUAUGAUGGCUUCAAAUAAUGCUUUAGUACCUGAUGCUGAUAAAUUUGAUAAAUUAUCUUCAGAAUAUUGGGAGUGGCCCAUUUUGAACUCGGGUUUAAGAAUGUGUGGUUGGGGUGCUGAUGAUGUUAAAUAUUUCAUGAUUGGUCAUCCAUUAAUCACUUGGUUUAGUACCGGCUCUUUAUUAAUUGUUUCAUUGUAUUUAAUUGUCGUUUUAUGCAUGUGGCAACGUCAAUCAUUAAAACUUAAUAUUCUUGACCCUUACUAUGAAUUUUUAUUAAGUGGAGCCAUCUUGCCAUUAAUCGGUUGGGUAUUGCAUUACUUCCCGUUUGUCAUGAUGGGUAGAGUAACUUACUUACAUCAUUAUGUACCUGCAUUGUAUUUUGCGAUUUUCGUUGCUGGUUUUAUGAUGGAGGCUUUGGUUGCUAGAAAAGUUAAUAAACAUUUAACUGGGUUUAUUUACUUAUGCUUCUACAUUGCAAUCAUUGCCAUCUUUUGGUACUUGAAAGAUUUGGUGUUAGGUAUGGAAGGACCUUCAAGAAAUUUCAGACAUCUAAGAGUCUUAUCAAGCUGGAUGGUUUAAACCUUGU
Messenger RNA from Hyphopichia burtonii NRRL Y-1933, 2350 nucleotides. It is a transcript of the gene PMT6, whose product is annotated as dolichyl-phosphate-mannose-protein mannosyltransferase. The transcript has a single exon. Lineage: Eukaryota; Fungi; Ascomycota; Pichiomycetes; Serinales; Debaryomycetaceae. Gene Ontology annotation, cellular component: endoplasmic reticulum; membrane. The record is from RefSeq and is a predicted model, not a curated record. Gene Ontology annotation, molecular function: dolichyl-phosphate-mannose-protein mannosyltransferase activity. Bases 25 to 2343 code for a protein of 772 amino acids. Gene Ontology annotation, biological process: protein O-linked glycosylation via mannose.